Poecile atricapillus (Black-capped chickadee) is the source of this 6922-nucleotide messenger RNA. It is a transcript of the gene FNDC10, whose product is annotated as fibronectin type III domain containing 10. Lineage: Eukaryota; Metazoa; Chordata; Aves; Passeriformes; Paridae. The transcript has a single exon. The record is from RefSeq and is a predicted model, not a curated record. Bases 4299 to 4973 code for a protein of 224 amino acids.
CCUCAUGGAGAUGGGGACAGCCACACCAAGAAAUGGGAAAGAAGGAAUAUUUGCAGCCCAGCUAAUGCAAUUCCAACUGCAAUAAGUUUGGCUUAUUUCCAGUCUCCCAACAUUUGACAGGGACCUAAGGUAAAUUUUGCUUCUAGACAGGUUUUAAUCAGCAAGCUGGGUAUUGUUGAUGCAGUAGAUUCAAUCCUGUGGUGCUUUAUUUGGCCUCCAAAAGACAUCCUACUUGACCUCAGGGACAAAGAAGGAACCUUCAGCUGGAAUCCCUGGAAUUUAAAAUGAAAGGAUAAUGGGCCUAAUCACGAUAUCUCAAAGUCAGAGAUGGGCAGAGCUGUCCCACUCCCUGCCCUGUGUCAGAGCCCUGUGCCUGAGCUGUCUCCUUCUUCCUCAUCACCAUGUUGUAAAUCCCAGACUCCAGGACCUCAGUCAUCAAACACAGCUUGUGGCUGAAUGUCAUCACCUGGUAAAAAUUCAGAGGAACUUUGUUCUCUAUUUGAAUUAGCUGAGCUCUUUUAAUCCCGUUUGUGGCAUAUUUUGAAAGCACUUUUAGAUACUGCGGAAAACAGUAUUUCCUGACAAGCUCAGCCUUUUUCAUUCUGACAGCAUUGAUUAUUUUUUCUUCCACUGGUUGGAAUUUACAUUUCAUAGGACUUUUUGGUUCUUCGUUUUGAUUCUGCUUGUGUUUCUUAUCAGUACAAUCAGCUGUGCAAGUCCAACUCUGGUGUCAAGUAUAGAAUAAGGAAAGGGAAAAUUUUAGGAAAUUAUCUUUUAGCCAAGUGCCAGAGCUGCCCAUGGAGCCCAGUAAGGAGCUCACUACAGAACUCUAGUGGGGUUUAAGAUAUCCAAAAUGCCCUGAGAUGGUUAAAGCUGCAUUGGUGCUUUCUCUUCCCAGCCCUGCUGUGAUGCAAGGCCUCUCCUCUAUGAAUAGCACACUCACAGCAGAUCAGCUGAGGCUAUAGUUGCUGCUUCAGAGCAUCCUGAUCAAAACUGCCUUCCAUUCCCAGGUCAGAGCAGCAUCCCUGAUCACCCAGCCCAUGGGGUCAGUGCCAAAGCUCCAUGUCCAAGCUGCCCCAGCUGUGUUCAGCACAGCUCUCCCUGCCUGCUCCACUUCCUGCUCUCCCUUAGCCUGGCACUGUCAGGUUCACUGGAAGCGCAUCAAACACUGGAAAUAGAAGCCCAGUGGGGGUGAGGCUGCUCACUGAUUCAGGCUGCAGGAUAAUCUAAAUAAGGAAGCAGAUUCUCUGUUUGCCUGUCUAGGGUGAGUAAUCCUCAAAGUUAUGACUUGGAGGGAACUGAAGCAACUCAGGCCUGAAUGCAAUGCUCCCAGCUUGGAGGAUGCUUUAGGAACCAUAUGUCAUGUGCUGCCCUCAGCUGAGAGCAAACAUCUCUGCCCUGGGGAUUGUCUGCCCUGGCCAUAUCUGAGACUAAAAUUAGCAGAGUGUCGCAUAAAUUGUGAGCUGUAGGUUGUCAGUGCUUCCUUGCCUGGUCCAGAGUGAGUUUUAAUACUCAUUCAAUGUUUCCUCUAAGAAGAGACCCAGUGGAGGAGAAGCAGAAAAGCCAGAACCCCAUGGUGCUGGGUCUGUCUGGAGGCCUGUAAAGCAAUCUGGGAUGCUGCUGGGGGUUCACAGCUUAGAGCAGAUUACAGGGUUUGGCCUGAGCAGCAGAAUGCUGAAGCAAUGGGUUUUACUGCAGAGUGAGACACAGAACAAGGUCUUAGGAAACAGAUGGAUUGCUAAGAGAACAAACAAUGAGACAAAAGAUUCACAGGGAGCCAGCACGGGCGGGCUGACCAAGCCAAAGCAUGUGGGUCUGCUUGGCUCCGGCAUAAAUAAUUGGGUUUUUGCUCAGACACAGUGCAAGGCCAUAAAAAGGUGUAGUUAACCUCUAGUGUUAAAACUCUUUUUAUGGGUUCAGGGCCUUCAGUGCUGUGCCAACCAUUUUCUCUCCCUGCACCACACUCCAGACCCUUGGACCUCGCACUAGAACUCAGAGUGAGUUGUUAAACACAAGCAACCACAGAGGUUGAUUCCAGAGGUUGGUGCCAGAUCUCCCCUUGGACACGGAAACAACGACAGCUCUGGAGGACAAUCUGCUCUUCAUCACUGUUAGGAGAAGGACACAAAGUUUGAAGGAGGAAAAACUUGCUUGGUUUGGAUCCAGCUACUUCCUAAACAUGCUUGCAUUUCUCAGGAAGGGCCGUCCAGUUUUUGCAUCCUGCCUGGAAUUCCACAGGUAAAUUUGUCAAGAUGUGCCUUCAGCAGCACAGCACCUCUUCUUGCUCCAAUAUCUGAGUAUUUUCCAAGCCAUAACUGCACCUUCAGCACCCUCUUCUAUGCUGAUCCUAUCUUUUUAUUGAUUCCCAUUGAUCCCUCUUGGUAUCCAGUGAGAUUUCUGGCAACUUUCCAUAGGAUAGCCAACACCCCCAUUAAAUCUGGUGGAAAACUAGAUGUGGAAAUAACUUGAAAUACUUGAUAUUGAUAAAUUAAAGGCUUCCUUAGGAACCAUACACUUGAAAAACACAGUCUUUCAAACAGGAAAAGGUGUCCUGAUGUCAGACCAUUCAUGUUCAAUGCAUUAGAAAGCAAAAUUAUUUAAACAAAUUCCACACUGCUGCAAAUUACACUUUGAGUAUAUGCAAGCAUCACCUUCCAGGUAUGAUUUGGGUUUGGUCUUGUUCAGGCUGUGAAAUAAAAGUAGACCUCGGGAUCUUAUUUUUGUUGUGUUUUCAACUUACAUAAUUCAAUUUUUUUUUAAAAGAAAACAUAAACAGUAAACUGCAACGUGUUUCUAAAUAGGUAACACAGUGAAGAACUACAGCAAUGUAUUUAGGCACAUUUCUGAGGGUUUUAACAAAAUAAUAUGUUAAUUAUUCUAUUUUACAAGUUAAAUAUAGACAAUGCUUAUAUUUUGCUAUAAAAUCUAGAACACAACUCUAUGCAAAACGUGAUCAAAACAAACAAAAAUAAAUGUGGGGUUUUUUUCUGCUACCCAGAAAAGAAAGGACUUAAAGCAACUUCUACCAAUUUAACAGCUUGAAAGACCUCCAAAUGCUGUUUAAGCCUCUAUUUUUAUUAUUGUUUCAUUAGAGCUCUUUUCUUUCCACAUUUAGACAAGUCAAUCCUCCCAUGUACCUCUCUCAAGGUCGUUCAGAGGACAUCAAUUAGGUGUAAUGCUGGGAUGGAGCACUGCUGUCUCCACCUGUGCUGCAAAAUCAACUGCUGACUCCAGAUCCAGGGAUGGAUGGAUUGAGGGCUGGUCGUGCUGCAGAGGGAAGAAAUGGCAUUUGAGGAAAGGUAGGAAGAGGAAUAUCCCUGUUCCUUUUGUCUCAGAGUGUUCACUAAGACCCAGAGUUAUCCCUGCUCUCAGCUGACCUCGGAGGGUCUCAUGUCUUUAUUACAUCCUUGCCGAUUUUAUUUAAAUUCCCAAAGACAAGAGGUUAGAGCAGACUGGGUGUGCGGUUAUCACCUUUUUAAAAAUAAAAUUAAAUCCACGUAAGCUCCACCUUUUUGAACAAGGUUUGCAUCAGCUGAAGGGGAACUCUGUCACCUUCCCCAGCCUUGCCAUGGACCGCAGUCCGGCUGGUGCUAGCCCCCAGGGAGAGGCACCUCCCGGCCAUCCCCAGGCACAUUUCUGGGGUGUUUUAACCAUGUAACAUGAGAAUUGCUGUAUUUUACAGGUUAAAUAUAGACAAAUGCUUGUGUUCUAAUACAAAAAUUAAAACAGGAUCCUAUGUAAAACCAGAUCAAAACCACGGACAAAUUAAAAGAAAACAAUAACAUUGUUUGGUGUGGAAAGAAAUCUACAACUCGAUCAAGGCAGGACUGAGCAGCCCCCCAAAGCCCUGGGGGGCGCGACCCCGGUGGGCACAGCAGAGCCUGAGGAGGAACGGCGGGGGCUGCACAUCCCCGUUGCCCUUCAUAGGGGUCUGAGCAUCCCCUGUGCCGGUCCUUGUGGGGUCUCAACAUCCCCCCGUACCCACCCCCGCGGGGUCUCAGAUCCCCCGUGCAGACCUUUGUGGGGUCUCAGAUUCCCCUGUGCCGACCUUUGCGGGGUCUCAAGACCCCUAGCACCCGCCCCCGCGGGGGUCUCACCACUCCGUGCACCGCGCGGAGCCCCGAGAGCCGUGUCCGGGCGGCCACCAGCGGCCGCAGCGGGCGGGUGCUCCGCAGCCCGGCGAGAGUUAACGGCGGCACCGCCUCUCCAUUGGCGGCCCCGCGGCGGCUGCGGAGCCCGCGCUCUCCCCGCGCGUCCGCCGGCCCCGCGCUCCGAGUCUCCAUGCGGCGGCCGCCGGCAUGCCCGGCACGCCCAGCCUGCUGCCUCCGCUUCUCGCCCUGCUUUGCCUCGGGGUCGCUGACCCCAACCCCGACCCCGACCGCGACCCCGACGAGCCGUGGUGCCCCUACAAGGUGGGCGGCGAUGGCGCGGCGGCGGCGCGGCUCUGCUUCCGCCCGCCGGCCCGCGGCUUCCAGUGCUCGGCGCGGGGGUGCCGCGCCCACCGCUCCGCGGGCGGUGCGCUGGUGGCCAACGUGCUGCGGAACGGCAGCGUGCUGCUGCAGUGGGGGCUGCGGCACUGGGGGCCGCCGCCGCGCCCCGCCGCCGCCCUGCGCGGCUUCGCGCUCAACUGCUCCUGGGACGGCACCUACACGCGCUUCCCCUGCGACAGCGUGGAGCUGGGAGCCGCAUGUCGCGACUACCUGCUGGCCGAGGCGCACGGCAGCGUGCGCUACCGCCUGUGCCUGCAGCCGCGCUACGCCCCGCCGCGCCCCGCGCCGCCCGCGCAGUGCGUGGAGUUCCGCGUGGAGCCCGCGGCCAUGCGCGAUAUCGUCGUGGCCAUGACGGCCGUGGGGGGAUCCAUCUGCGUGAUGCUCGUCUUCAUCUGCCUGCUGGUGGCCUACAUCACCGAGAACCUCAUGAGCCCCGCGCUCAGCCGCGGAGGACACGCGGCCGCCGCUCCGCGCCGCGCGUAGUACGGGAGGGAAUAAUGAUGCUGCUGCGCCGCGGAGCUCCCGCAGCCGUCAUUCCAGCGCUUUCCGGCGAGGGUAGAGGUUUUCCAGACUGUUCUGGCAGCGUUGGGUUUGCCGUGCUCGAAUUUCCAGGAUGUGCGUUUCCAGCGGAGUUUGGAGCUCUUCUUCCUCCUGGAGUGGCUUCUCAGCCAGAGCCGUUCAUGUGGACUAAAGUCGUGGCAUCUCAGCAGAUCAAAAAACAUUGGCAGAGGUCCACAAGUGCCAGAAAUAGUCUGUUUUUAAGGGCAAGCGGCAGAUCUUACCGAGGGUCUGUUUGAAAAGACUGUCCAGAACACCCUCAUUUUAAGCAUAAAACCUCUUGGUCUUAGACCCGUGCUUAAUAUUUUUCCUGUGGGGUAAAGUUGUUGAAAGUUAAGGAGAACUGUCUGGUGGAACCACAAACCCCAUACCUAAGUGUGUGUUUGGUCCAAAGCCCACUUAAUCUCAUGUUUUAGGUGGGUUUUGUAUCAUGCCUUAUGCUGGUCACAAAUUUUGGGGCCUAGACUGGCUACUGUCCAAAAACAACACGGGUUUUCUGGUCGAGGGUUUUCUGGUCAGCUCCAGUGACCAAUAUCCAACACCUGCUUUUCUCCCAUCAGAAUUGUGUCAUAGUUUCACAAAGAGAGAAGGUAAAGGGAUAAAUUCAGUAAGAAAACUCCAUUUUGCUGAGCAAGUAGGAACCAGCCCUUAAUUAUAAGUAAGAUCUAAGUGAGCACCCCCCUUGCCCCCUGAAAUCCCCUCCUUUAGCAGUGCAGCUGCACUAAGGUAGAAGCUUCUUGACCACAGAACUCACUGAUGUUAUAGCCAAGUCUUUUGAGCAUAGGAACACUCCCCGUUAACUCCUCACUUGAUGCUGUAGUAAAGUAAGGUUUUAGCCAUACUCUAGUACUGAUUCUAUUGUGCCUUAGUGCUGAGAAUUUGUCCCAUUUUUAUUGGUGUAUCUGUUCCUGUAGUUCUCGUAGUUAAGCGUAUCUCCCUUGUGUUCUUGUCUCUGGAAUUAGUGGUUGUUGGUUUGUCUGAUUGUUUUUUUAAAAAUAACAAAAAAACCCCAACUUGAGCUGAUCAUUACUUGAAGUUUAAUAUGUACACAAAGUAGUUACCUUCAGAGAGGUAUUUAGUGAGGUAGUUUCUAGUAUGUGUUGUAUGUAUGUAGUUGACUGCUGUAACACAAAAAAAUAAUUUAUUAUCACUUAGGAACUGUGCACCUAAAGCAAAAAAAAAGUAGGGGAAAGGCUGUGCUGUAAAGGGACUGUUGCUGUUAAAACACGUCAGGUUCACGUGUGAUCUGUUUGUGUAAAUGUCCAGCACUGGUGAACGACCUGUUUGUUUUUCCUUGUGAAAGAAGUUUGUGAAGUUUAAACUUGGUGGUAGAGGGUAAAUAUAGGAAAUGUGUGGAAUCCUUAACUAUACACGGUAUUUGUACUGAACAUAAUCCCUUCAAGAACUUGGGAGUGGCUGAGGAACUGAAGGUCUGCAUUUCAUCAGGCAGAAACAGCUUUUUCUUCGUUAUUCCUGUAGUGUUUCCAUUCUCACAUGCAGCAGACCCCAUAUAAGUGUUCUAUGUUUAUUACCUUGCUUAUGUGCUUGAUUUAAGCAACUCAUUGAUGCCAUCAUUUUUGAGUUUUUAUCCCUAAGGAGAUCAACUGCUGGAAGAAAAGGCAAUUUUUAAGAAAAUGAAGACAAAUUUUGGUCUUUUAAAGGUUUCAAGUCAGCCUUUGCUGUAGCCAGUUCAGCACAGGGCCAUCAGAGUGCCACUGAUUUUGUACAUCUCUGUCACCUUUUGUCAGCCAGUGUCACCAUUCUGUUCCUCAUCUUGUCAUGAAUUGCCAGAUGUGAAAACCAGCUGUAUAAACAAUGAGCCUUGUACCACCUUGGCAUUGAACUUAAUAAAUUAAGAGGAUAAUGAAAAGAAA